This is a messenger RNA of Prunus armeniaca (apricot), 744 nucleotides long. The record is from the annotation of a GenBank genome assembly. Lineage: Eukaryota; Viridiplantae; Streptophyta; Magnoliopsida; Rosales; Rosaceae.
AUGAACAACAUCUCUGGAACUAUACCCAAAUGUCUCAACACUUGGACUACUUUGACUCAAAAGGAGAAUUCAAGUCCAAGUAUCAAACAUUCCAAUGAAAUUCAGGUGGGAGAAUCAUCAGUCUAUGUUUUUCCUUAUGAUGAUGAAGCAUUUUUAACAUGGAAAGGAGUAAGGUCAAAAUACCAAAGCAUUCUUGAACUUGUAAAGAGUAUUGAUCUAUCAUGCAAUAAGUUGAGUGGGGAGAUUCCUACUGAAAUCACUUAUCUUGUUGGUUUGGUACCUUUGAACUUGUCGAGAAACCGAUUAACAGGUCAAAUACCUUCAAGGAUUGGAAAUUUGCAGGAGUUGGAUUCUCUUGAUUUAUCAAGAAACCAGAUAAAUGGCAAAAUUCCAAUAAGUAUUUCUUGGAUAAAUCGUAUUGGUUACUUGGACUUGUCAGAAAACAACUUGUCUGGAAAAAUUCCAAUAGGCACUCAGCUCCAAACCUUUGACUCUGCUUAUGGUGGAAAUACUCUGCUUUGUGGAGAACCGCUUCCAAUGACAUGCUCUGAUGAGGAAAAAGGUCCAGGACAAUCUGUGUUGGUGAAUGAAGACGACAAAGAUGGGCUCAUAACACAAGGAUUUUACAUUAGCAUGGGGCUUGGGUUUGCUGUUGGAUUUUGGGGAGUUUGUGGCACUCUUCUGCUCAACAGGUCAUGCAGAUAUACGUACUACAAUUUGCACUGGUGGGUGCUUUGGCUUUAG